AUGAAAACAAAUGAACAUCACUUAGGGAGAGGAAGGCAGAAGAGCGAGGAACAGACGCCACAGCUUGGAUAUAUUACUUACCCUUCCUCAAUCAAUUCGAAUAUCGACACAGCGGACAGAUUACGGAAACCAUCAAGUACCAUCUUAAUUGGGGAUCAGUUAUAUUCGAAUGCCCUUUAUCCGAUGUCAUCGCAGUCUGAAGCAACGUCAGGACCGAUCAAUGGUCCUCAGAGGCACAAGCCAGGAUCACCUGAUUUCUCCGAUGAUAAAGAUUUGAUGACAAUAGAUCCGACCAUGACUCAGGCUUCGAAAAUAAUACAGCAAGCCCUGGAAUCCCAAUCCAGCAACAAUUUGAUCGAACUGAUAGAAUUAAUGAUGCCCCCUGGACGAGGAGCAUAUGAUCAAUCUUAUCCGAUUUUUUAA
Messenger RNA from Paraglomus brasilianum, 423 nucleotides. The record is from the annotation of a GenBank genome assembly. Lineage: Eukaryota; Fungi; Glomeromycota; Glomeromycetes; Paraglomerales; Paraglomeraceae.